AUUUUCAAUAAAACAUCAGAUUCUUCCACUGCUAAGUCUCUUUAUGGUAUCAGAGCCAAGACCUCUGGCACGUUGAAAUCUCGAUCAACUAAUGGCUGACAAUGGAGAUAAGUCUAAUAAUAAAGGGAAACGUGUGCUUUCCCUUUAUGAUCUCAAUUCCAAUGAUAAUCCAGAAAACAUCAUCACUCAAGUUCAAUUGCGAGGCGAGAAUUACGAGGAAUGGGCUCGUGCCAUGCGAACCUCCUUGCGUGCUAGAAGAAAGUGGAGUUUCGUUGAAGGCACGGUUGAACGGCCAAAAGAAGGGACAACAGAACUUGAGGAUUGGUGGACAAUCCAAUCUAUGUUGAUUUCAUGGAUUCUCAAUACCAUAGAGCCAAGCCUGCGAUCUACGAUUUCAUACGCGGAGAAUGUGAAGGACCUGUGGAAUGAUAUCAAGGAAAGAUUCUGAUUGCUAAUGGUCCGAGGAUACAUCAACUCAAGUCAGAAUUGGCAGGUUGCAAGCAAGGAGGCAUGAACAUAGUUGCAUACUACGGAAAGUUGAAAAUCUUGUGGGAUGAAUUGGCUAACUAUGAGCAAAUACCAGUAUGCACAUGUACUGGUUGCACUUGUGAUAUACCCACUAAGCUGGAAAAGCGGAGAGAAGAAGGAAAAGUGCAUCAAUUCCUUAUGGGCCUGGAUGAUGCCAUAUAUGGAACCGUGCGCUCAAGUUUGCUCACAAGCGAUCCUUUGCCCUCCUUGAAUCGGGUAUACUCGAUUAUAAUUCAAGAAGAACGUGUCAGAACAAUAACUAGAUCACAGGAGGAAAGGGGUGAGAUUGUGGGACUUGUGGCACAUGCUAAAGGAAGAAAUCGCGGGGAGACCAAAGAAAAAUCUCAGAUUUGCAGAAAUUGCGGCAGAACAGGACAUGAUGUCAAUGCUUGCUUCCAAUUGAUCGGAUACCCCGAGUGGUGGGGGGAUAGGCCAAAAAGCGACGGGAAAGCUAGUGGGAAGAGUAAGAUGGUGCAGCGAGGAAGAGAAAUAGGUGUGAAAGCCAAUGUUGCACAAACAAGUACAAACGGUGGUUCAACUAGACUUGUAACAGAUGCAGACAAGGCUGGUCUCACUGGAUUGACUUCUGAUCAAUGGCAAAAGUUGAUGGACAUACUGAACAAGGUGGACCCUAAUGAAAAGAUGACAGGACCGAACUUCGAGGAUGCUGAUUGGUGCGGGUAAACGUAAAGAUGGGCUUUACUAUUUCUGUGGAGUUGAAAGAAUACAAACUCACAUGGUGGACGGAAUGAAUCAAGUGGA
Vigna radiata var. radiata (mung bean) is the source of this 1290-nucleotide messenger RNA. RefSeq lists its product as uncharacterized. The coding region runs from base 511 to 1212 and encodes 233 amino acids. The transcript is spliced from 2 exons. The record is from RefSeq and is a predicted model, not a curated record. Lineage: Eukaryota; Viridiplantae; Streptophyta; Magnoliopsida; Fabales; Fabaceae.